AUGUAUACAACAGUUACUCUAGAACAUGUGGUGUCUGGGGGCGUGGCCAGUAACCAGUACAUCCGCAAAGCCCUGAGUCUGAUCACAGAGAGGGAGGGGCUGAGGCUGCUCUGUCCUCCACCACAACUCUGCACCGACAACGGAGUCAUGAUCGCAUGGAAUGGAGUGGAGAGACUGAGGGAGAACAGAGGAGUCCUGUCUCCAGAUGUGGACGUCUUCUACCAACCAAAAGCGCCUCUCGGUGCAGACGUCUCAGACCAGGUCCGGGCGGCGGCCAUUAAACCUCCUCCAGUGAAGAUGAAGAUCUCAUGA
Molecule: messenger RNA, 312 nt
Organism: Knipowitschia caucasica
Lineage: Eukaryota; Metazoa; Chordata; Actinopteri; Gobiiformes; Gobiidae
Source: the annotation of a GenBank genome assembly